UUUUUUCAUGGAAAAAAUAUUUUCUUUUUGGUAUCUAAUCUUUUUUGCCCCCCUAUUUAAUAACGACGUUUUUCAAAGCUUCUUCAUUUUCGUCAAACACAAGUAUCCAACCACUCCUUCGAGUUCUCCAAAAUGGCUCAGAUGAAAGUGGUAAUGAAGGUGCUCACCAUGUCUGAUGAAAAGACAAAACAGAAAGCCAUAGAAGCUGCAGCUGAUAUUUUAGGGAUAGAUUCAAUAGCAGCAGAUCUAAAGGAACAAAAGCUAACAGUGAUAGGAGAAAUGGAUACAGUGGCAGUGGUUAAAAAGUUAAAAAAGGCAGUUGGUAAAGUUGAUAUAUUAUCAGUGGGCCCAGCUAAGGAAGAGAAGAAAGAAGAAAAGAAAGAAGAGAAAAAGGAGGAAAAGAAAGAAGAAAAGAAGGAAGAAAAGAAAGAGGAAAAGAAAGAAGAGAAAAAAGAAGAGCAAAAGUGACAUAUAUCAUCCUCAAAAAGAGAAGAGAUUCUCCAUUUGGUAUACAUUACUGUCCCAACAAACAACCAUAUAUUUUCUUGACAGUCAUCUAAAGCUCUUUUGAGUUGUCGAAAGUGUGACUAGGUGAUAGAGAAGCUUGGUUUUCUUCAAUUUGUGACUCGUACGCAAUCGCAACUAUGAAUUGCCUUCUUUGUCUUUUAAUUAGACAAAAUAAAUAAAAAUUGAGAAACUUUUGGCUUGA
Messenger RNA from Lycium barbarum (goji berry), 709 nucleotides. Its product is annotated as heavy metal-associated isoprenylated plant protein 39. Gene Ontology annotation, molecular function: metal ion binding. The record is from RefSeq and is a predicted model, not a curated record. NCBI's taxonomy places the organism in Eukaryota, Viridiplantae, Streptophyta, Magnoliopsida, Solanales, Solanaceae. The transcript is spliced from 3 exons. The coding region runs from base 133 to 468 and encodes 111 amino acids.